UAAUAGUGAAUGCACGGGUCAUGAAUAUUUGGAUCAGGCCUUGGCCGUAGUAGUUUGAGAUAUUUGGGCUGGUGUGAAUGCAGCGAAGAUGGCGGAGGAGGAGGGCAGCGCGACUGAGGCUGUGGCCCUCAGACAGAAAUUUCAGGAUCUUAUCUCUGAAUUAAAAAGGAGCUCCGAGUCGACGCUAGAUGCCUCCAAUAGUUUUUGUCGGGAUUUUUGUCAAGUUUUGAUGCAGCAUGGAUGUCAGUGGAGACCAGAUGAAGAUCCGCUUCCUCUGUUGGAGAUGUACACUGUAGCUAUAAUGUGCUGCGCUGAGGCUAGCCCGUUCCUCAGCCCUGAAUGUGAACACCUAUCAGAUGUGCUGGACAAGUUAUCAUGGAGCUGUCUGAAUCUUCUGUUGUCAUUCCCCGGGAAAAUCCCUGGUGCCUUAUGGGAAGAGUUUCAAUCUUCUGUCAAGGUGGCUCAUGACAUCCUUCAGGCACGUGGAAACCCGCAGCUUCACUCCCUGUUGACUCUGGUGGAGGAGAAUGGUGUGUGGUCCAACUCCACUCUGUGUAGCCUUCUCUCAAGUGACAUCCCUAAUGUAGAGAAAGUACAUGAGUUUUUAUCUCGAGAAGGACCUGAACUACUUCAUAUGCGUAUAAAGCACCUCAUCAAACUGAAGCGUAUGGAUAAAGCUGCAAUACUGGCAAAGAUAUGCGCAGAGUUUCCUGAAUUUGGAGGAAAGAAUAACUUUAAACAAAUCUACCUCGUAUGUCUGUGUGAAAUAAAGCCACAACAAGAACUUAUGCAAGAGAUAAAGGAGGUAGACUGUAAGGAGGCUCUGGACAUGAUUUGUAAUUUGGAGUCCGAGGAAGACGAGAAGGGAGCUCUCAGUCUUUGUACUGCAUUUUUCAAGCGCCAGCUUCUCAGUGGGGAUGCUUAUUGUGCCUGGGAGCUGACACUGUUUUGGAGUAAACUUCUAAUACGGCUCGAAUCAAAACAGGCCUUUUUGGAGCAAUGCAGACUGUUAGCAUGCCUCGCUGUGAGUGUGUACCAUAUUCUUCUCCUCAUCAAAGUCAUUCAGGCUGAGGAUGAGAAAAAUGGACUCUCAGUGUGCAUCGAAAUGUGUAUUCAAGCACUAAAAAUGGGAGUUCAUGAUAAUGAGGGCUGUAAUAUCACUAUCUGCAAAACAAUCUCUUGUUUGCUGCCUUUGGAUUUGGAAGUAAAACAGGCUUGUCAACUCACUGAGUUCCUGAUAAAUCCGUCUUUGGACUCUUACUAUGCUGUUGAGACUCUUUUUAAUGAGCCUGACCAAAAGCUUGAGCAGGAGGAUCCACCAAUUCUGAACUCACUACGCUGUGACCUGUUGUUGGCCUUAAAGACGAAGUGGCCUUUUGAUCCAGAGUUCUGGGACUGGAAAACUCUAAAACGUCAAUGCCUUGCUUUGAUGGGUCAGGAGGCAACAGCUAUAUUGUCUACUGACAAAUGUACUGACAGUGAAGACAAUGAAGUCCAUGACCAUGAUGAAAAAUAUUUUCAACAUCUACAUUUUACCAAUAGUCCUACUUACGAACUCAGUGAAGUUGAAGCAGAAAGAAAGAAGAAAAGGGAAAUGAAGAAGAUGAGAGAGAUGGGAUUUGUUUCUGCUCGAUUCCGCAAUUGGCAAGCUUAUAUGCAGUAUUGUGUAUUGUGUGAUAAAGAGUUCCUUGGACACAGGAUUGUGAAGCAUGCAUUGAAGCAUGUUCAAGAUGGGAUUUACCGUUGCCCAAUAUGUGCUAAAACAUUUGAAACUAGGGUAGUUCUAGAGCCUCAUGUGGCAUCUCAUGUGAAACAGUCAUGUAAGGAACGCCUUGCUGCUAUGGGUGUAAGCAAGAAACGUACCAGUAUUGACACCAAGUUGACAGCAGCUAGCAGUACCGUGAGAAAAGAAGAGCACGACAGCAAAACUGCUGUGGAAGUUAGCCAAGGGACAGUUUGCAAUAACAGUGUAUAUGCUUCAAACAGUACUCCCAGCACAAAAGUCAAAAGUAAAAUUAAAGUGUCAUCCCCCAAACAGGGCAACCCCAUUCGUGAUGUUAACAACACUGAAUGUUGUUCAUGCCCUGUUACAAGUUGUCAAAAAGUUUUCAAGUACUUCAGGAAUUUGGUUGCACAUGUUAAGGCCCACAAAAAUGAGCAGGAAGCAAUACAUUUCCUAGAAAUACAGAGCCAGAAGGCUUUGUGCCAGUAUUGUCACCGUCAGUUUGUUAAUUUGACCCAUCUUAAUGAUCACUUGCAGAUGCAUUGUGGCGAGAAGCCGUAUUUUUGCAUUCAGCUUGGAUGUAAUUUCAGCUUUUCCUCUCAUGCUGAGCUUCAGAUACACAGAAAAGUACAUGCUGAAUUUCAGGCACAGUGUGCAUAUCCAAACUGUGAGAGAAUAUUCAACGAGACAUACUUGUUGUAUGAUCAUGAAGCACAGCACUACAUGACGUUCUCCUGCAAAAGUCAAAACUGUGACAAGGUGUUCUACACUCUGUCUGAGCUAGAUCUGCAUCAGAAAGGACAUGCAAAGAAGAAGGGCCACUCUGCUGUUGAUGGGGGCUCACCUUCUCAACUUGAAUUACUAACUCCGACUUUUCCUGCCUUAGAGCUGCCUCCAAGCCAAAUGAAAGAGGUUUCUCAAGAGUUUACCCCAGUAGAAAGGAAGCACACAGUUGAAAGCAUUACAGACACUAUUCAAGACUCCACAGAACAGCCUGAGCAUCUUGUGUCAUGCACAGCUCAGUUGACAGUAAGUGAAAAUGAUUCCCUAACAACUAAUGCUGUUCAGCCUGAUGAAUCUGAGACACCUCAUUGUCUUGAAAGUACAAAGCAAAUGCAUCUUGAAUCUUGCUUUGUAAAGCUGGAGCCUAUUCCCAUCAAGUGCAAUGAUCCGAAAUAUUUAGAUGCUCUAAAGAAUGCUGACAGUGAAACUCAAAUACUCUUGAAAGAUAAGAAAUUGUUUUCUUUCACAUUGCGUCAGCUUAAAUCGUCCACAUUGAAGUCGUCUCUCUCUGUGAAAAAAGCCAACAAAGAAGAAGGUCUGACUCAUGUGUGUCCAUUCGAAACCUGCACACGGAAAUACAGCACCUCAAAAAGUUUGUCGAGACAUGUCAAAAAUGUUCAUUCUGAAGCUUUUGAGGAAUGGAAGUUAUCUAAGAAGUACAAAAGGAUUGCAGAAAUUGCUGCAAAAAAGUCGUCGUCUGAGAGCACAACCACGAGUUCUCAAAUACCGAAAUGGACAAGCCGUUCCAGACAAACUGAACAUACUACAUUUCUGGACUCAGUGCUUGAAAGUACUUCCUCUGUUUUCUCCAAUCACGAUAGUAUGCAGUCCAUAAGUGCCAAGUUUUGCUCUCAGCUUGAAAACACUCAAAGUGCAGCAUUACCAAACCAGACAGAUCUGAUGCAAUUACCAAUAACUCAGACAUGGGCAGCACCUUCAAUGGAGAAUUUGGAUUCAGGUUUUUCUGUACUUCCCUACCGCUCUACGAUUUUAUCUGACAACCAGCACACAAACCCAUCAUACCAUUCUGACACAGUCUUAGAUUACGCGUCUGCCUCAUCUUAUGAUGACAUCAACCCCCUUUCUGUGAAUGCCAACACACCCUCAAGUGUGAUGAACGAAGCCUCAAAAUAUGUGUCAAGCUCUCUUAGAGUACUACAUGCCCUUAACAGUGAGCAGACUUGUGAUUUGUCACAGGUUGAGUCAAGCGUUAAUCCUGGAUUCAGUCGGAUUGGACAAAACCAUCCCGGUGAUAUUUCCAUCUGCCCUUUGUCUGGGCAGAAUGGCAGCCUAUAUUUUUCAACUUUGGCUUCAGAGGCAGGUCCUAUUUCAGUGCAGCCAUUGGGAAAUUCAAACAAAGAAAUCAGCACUGAUAGUACUGAUGCAUUACUCUCAUCAGAUGUAAAAACUGUGUCGAAUCUUUUAACCCCUCAUUUUAAGGAAUCAUCAGAAGAUUUCUUUAGUGUUGGUGAGAAAAGUCCAAAAGAUUUUUGUGAUCAUGAAUUGACACAGGAAGGAACAGAAGGAAUCCCUUCAGAUGAUCAGAAUGUUUCAGGUUCUGGUGAAACUAGGAAAUCCAAAAAAGUUAAAUCAUCUAAGAGAGCAAAAUGGCCUGCCAUAAUACAGGAUGGGAAAGUCAUUUGUUGCAGGUGCUACAGAGAGUUUUCAAGCACAAAGUCACUUGGAGGUCAUUUAUCAAAACGUUCCCAGUGCAAACCUGUAGAUGAAAUUGAUCUUACUGCUGACUUACCAGUAUCAUUUCUUGAUUUUCUGAAUGAUCCUGAUAUUUCAACGGCACAAAUACCUCUCCCCAUGAUUGACAUACUUGAGCAGACUCACAAACCCUGCAUCUAUGCACCAUCAGAAUCAAAUACCUUUAACAGUAACACUUUAAUAAGCAUGCAUGGUGGCACAGAUAGCAUCCAGAACACUAAUUUGUCCUGUCAAGACCCCACUGAAGUGACUACAAAUUACAGUUUAUUUCAUCCACCUGUAUCAAACACUGGCAUAGAAAUCAAACAUGAAGCUGAAAUCAUCUCUGCAAAUACUGGUGAAGAUGGCAAAAUCGUAGAAAUUGAAAGGGCAUUACAACGUCUUGAUUUAGUUGAUAUACUCAGUCGAGACAAAUGUGAGAUCAAAUCUGAGAGCACUAACCUGCAUGAUCAAAGCUCUAAAGAUGUCACCAGAAAUGAUCAGUGUCACACAAUUGAAGAUCCUGUACAAAACGAGCAGAAAUGUGUUUUAAAGCCCUUUAGAUGUGAAGAAGGCUGUGUUUAUGGAGCAAUGACAAAAGAAGCUUUAUUUAAACACCUUAGCCGUGUACAUGAUUACAGCGAGGACAGGAUAAAUCAAAUGAAGAAAAACCCUGACAAAUUAGCACCAUACAACUGUCAUUUAUGUUCAAAGGGAUUUACCAGAACCACAGGCCUUAAAAUCCACUACAAAAAUGUCCACCAUUUUUCAAAAGAAGAAAUGUCUCACUUGAAAAUCGGUCUUGGUUAUAGAAAGAUCAGAAAAUCUACAUCAAAGUCAAAAAAAGUCAUCACUGACCAGGGAAAUGACUCCCUAUCAGAGCAGAUUCAACACCAAAUCAAUCCAAAUCUGACUGUUACAUCUGUUGAUUCAAAUGUUGAAGGAGAAGCCAACAUUGUUACCAAAAGAAAAAAGAAACGCCCCACACAAAAGUCCCUUACAGUUUCCAGCACUGAGACUUGCAGAACUGUGGAAGCAUCAAAGGAAAACGUAAAUCUUGAAGGGCUUUCAGCUACAUGUGUAAAACCGCUGAAAGACCCGUCUCUGACUGAAGAGAAUCAUGUCAGUGAAUUAAAUGAACCAUGUAUAUUUGCAAUGCAAGAGCUGAGUGAUGGAAGCCCCCAUCUCUUUGACACAAUGGAUGCUCCAGACGAAAGAACAGAAAAUCCAACUCCAGAAUCUAACAGACAAAUUGAAAUGAAUUCAGAUGUGAUGGUUGAUAUUCAAGAGAAACCUACAAUGCCAAUAGACACCAUUGAUCCUGGUGAUUCAAGUGAUGCGCACUGUAUGUUCCGGCCAUAUCGAUGUGUGCAUGAAGGAUGUGUGGCUGCCUUUUCAAUCCAACACAAUCUUAUCCUCCAUUAUAGGGCUAUGCAUCAGUCAGAACGUGAUGAAAAGAACAGUGCUAAAGAAACUGAUGGAGUUGUCCAAGUGCAGGAAUACAGAUGCCAAGUCAAACAAUGUUCAAAAGUAGUGUCGAAAGUUACCAGUUUGUUGAAACACUAUCUUUUGCUCCACAGAUGCACAUUGGAAAAGGCAAGUGCAUUGUUAUCCGGUGUUGAGGUAGGCACGUUUCAGUGUGACCAGUCAAAAUGUUCUGCUCACUUUACGUGUCAUUUGAAAUACAUUGAUCAUAUCAAAAAUGAUCACAAAGCAAUAAAGGUUUCAGCAGAUGGGGACUUUGAGAGUGUGGACCUCACAUUCAGAUGUCAAUUUGAAGGUUGCGAUAGGGUCUAUACAACCAAGUCAAACCUUCUUCGACACCUUAUGAAGAAACAUGAUGCUACUUUUGAAACUAUGAAAGAGAAACAAAAAAGUGGAAUUGGGAAUGAUGUUCAAGCAAAAAAGUUAAGUGCGAGUUCUAACAAUGGAAAAGAGAACAUUGCAAAUAACAAUAUAAAAAUGAAAAAGAAGAAUUCAAAAAAGAGAGAGGACAAGGCCAAAAACCUUUUGAUGACCUUAGAAAAGCCUGCUCUUAAAUCCAUUGAUGAAGCAUCUGCCAUGUGCAAUCAAAGACUUCCUCUACAGUACCCAUGUAUGGUUGAGAGUUGUGAUUCAAUAAUGAGUGAUGAGCAGAGUAUAUUGAAACAUUACACCACUCAUGGCCUCACGGAACAGUACAUUGAGGAUCAAAGAAGCCAGUUCAUAUUUUGCAUGAAAAGCAGUGAGAUGCCCAGAGCAGAUAGUACGUCAAAAAAUAUUGAGGUGGAGCAAACAGUUUUUGAUGAAGAUCACACAGAAAAUGUGAACGUCAGUCCUCAAGAUGUUGGCCCAGAUCCUGCAGCUGAGGUUCUAGUUAAUGAAAGUUUCACUGCCACAACCAUGCCUGUGGUCAAACGGAAAAGAGGUCGUCCACGAAAGUCAGAAUGUAGAAACAAAAUGUGUGUAGAAAGAAAGAAAAGUCUUCGUAACUGCACCGGGGAGCAUGUUAAAUGUAUGCUGAAAGUCUCAGGAUCCAUAUUGAACUCAUCUAGCUCUCAAGGGAACCAAGUAGAGAAAGACUUUGCACUAAAACUAUAUAAGCCUUCAGAGUUUGAGACAUCUGUCCUGAAGUUCAGUGAAGACACUCUAUCCAAUCCAUCAAAACGACAGCGAACACUUCAACCAAUCAUCCAAGAGAGAGAUCAAGUCCAAUGUCUUGUUAAUUUCAGAAAUCCACUAAAGAUUGAGAAUGUGAAGAAUGUUAAAAUUGUUAUGGAUGAGAACCUAUCCAGUUGUUCUGAACUUUUGCUGAAGCAACUUCAAGAUAUGCAGCCCAUGGUCAUCCUGGAAAAGGGGCUGCACAGUUGAUGGUUAGAUUAGAGACAUAAAAUCAAGGCCUUGCUCUCAGGACCACAUACUGUGUCACAUGCUGCUGGCAGGUACAUCCGGUUACACUCCCUUGCAUUUAUAGUAGUUCCAACACCUUGUUUGUUAAUGGAUUUUGAUUAGUGCUUUAGAAGAAAAACAACUUUUGUACAAUAUUUAACAUUUUGAUGUACCAUUAUGGUUGUGUUAAAAAAACCAUUUUGUAUUUCUGAAAUUCUCGGAUGAAUAUUAGAUGAAAACAUUUUUAAAAAUGUUCAAUUUUGUGUAGGAUGAAAAAAGUUAUGAUAUAUCCCUGUGGGAUUUGUAUUCUUUUUUUUUUUUUUUGUUGUUGUUGUUGUUGUUUUUGAAAGUAUUUAUUUUUAACUUAACAGUAGUGUCAAUGUACUUGUCUUCCACCUAACAUUCAAUUUAAGUAAACUGAAUGCUCAGUGUAAAUUGUGGCAUCCACAUGACUGCUUGGUGUCGGAUUGUGGUGUUUGCAAUUCUGAGGUUUUCUCCAGAAAUCAAGAAUGAGGUGAAAUGUUUCAGUGUGAACAUUCAAUAUAGCACAGAGUUGAAGGACAGAGUACAAAUUAAGGACGGAAAAAAUAAAGAUGUUAAAAGAA
Rhinichthys klamathensis goyatoka is the source of this 7671-nucleotide messenger RNA. It is a transcript of the gene znf292a, whose product is annotated as zinc finger protein 292a. The record is from RefSeq and is a predicted model, not a curated record. Gene Ontology annotation, cellular component: nucleus. Gene Ontology annotation, biological process: regulation of transcription by RNA polymerase II. The transcript is spliced from 8 exons. Gene Ontology annotation, molecular function: DNA binding; DNA-binding transcription factor activity, RNA polymerase II-specific. Lineage: Eukaryota; Metazoa; Chordata; Actinopteri; Cypriniformes; Leuciscidae. Bases 89 to 7048 code for a protein of 2319 amino acids.